UUGUUCUACCCUGUAUUGUUUGUAUUAGAUGUUUGGUGGUGUCGUUUAAGUUUAGUUUUGCUGUUCUUGUUUUCAUUUUGCCCCCUCGUGGGAAGUCUUUGUUUUCUGUUUGUUUCUUAGUUUAGUUCCUGAUUUAUACCCCCUCGUGGGUUUUUGUUUUGUGUUUUUUGUAAAAUAAAGUCAUUUGUUAACCCCUUCAUCCCCGCUGCCUGCAAUUGGGUUCUUUCCUGCGUUUUCGUGACAGAAUGACCGACCCCAAUCAGAACCCAGCGGGCAGCAAGAUGAACGGCACGGCGUCCUCCUCACGGUCCGCUCAAGCCCGCUUGCUGCUAGGUUUCCGCCAGGGGAACUACAGGAAUCGGGAGUUCGCCGGGGCAUUCUCGGCGGUGGCUGAGACGGCUGAGUUCAACGAGGCAGAGUUGAAGACGAUCUUCAACUGCUGCCUCACUCAGCGCCUCACCCCGUCUGAGAAGAGGCUGCUGGGUCCCCUAGGGUUCGCGGCAAUGGUCAGGUUCGUGGCCAACCGGGACGAUCCCGGGGGUGGGGUUCCACGUGGGACUUCCACCUCGCGGUCGAUCACGCCGGAGGGCCUCGACCUGACUGCUGCUGCCCGGGGGGACUCGGUACCCUCCGGCUUGAGCUCCACGGUCCCCGUUCACUCUGGUGGCGCCGGGAGCGAGCGGGAGGGAGGGGAUCCGGGGAUGACGUCGGCUGAUUCCUCCGCUGCGGAACUCCCUCCGGUCCCCACGGAUUCGCCAAGGUCUAUGGAUCCGGUGGUGUGGAGAAGGAGGGAGAGGCGCAGCGGAGGAGCGCCCAGUCCGGUGCAGCCGGCAUCCAGUCCGGUGCUGCCGGCGUCCGGUCCGGUGGUGCUGCCGGCGUCCAUUCCGGUGGUGCUGCCGAUGUCCUGUCCAGCGUCCAGUCCGGUGCAGCCGGCGUCCAGUCCGGUGCAGCCGGCGUCCUGUCCAGUGUCCAGCCCGGUGCAGCCGGCGUCCAGCCCGAUGCAGCCGGCGUCCAGUCUUGUGUCUAGUCUUGUGUCCAGUCAUGUGUCUACUCUUGUGUCCAGUCCGGUGGUCCAGCCGGCGUCGAGUCCGGUGGUCCAGCCGGUGUCCAGUCCGGUGAUCCAGCCGGCCUUCCAGCCGGCGUCAAGCCCUGCCCAGCCGGCCUUCCAGCCGGCGUCAAGCCAGUUCCAGCCGGCCUCCAGUCCGGCAGCCAGGCCGAUCCCUGGGAAACCCCCAGGGCCAAAGGCUGUCCCCCCCAGGACUCCCCCUAAGUCCCCCAGGACUCCGCGCCCUCGAGCGCAGCCGGGGACUGGGACUGUUCCCCUUCUCCCCUCCCCCAUGGACUGCCUCCUAUGGGCCCUGGUUUUGCCCCUCCCCCCCUCCCUUGUUUAUUUUUGUUAAGUCACCCCAAUCCCUUAGUCUUGUUGUCUUGUCUGCCCCUUGUCUUGUUCACCAUGUUUGUCUGGUUUUUGUCACUGUCUCAGUCGGUCUUGUCUCGUCCGUCUACCCCUUGGUGAGCACCUGGAGGUGCUCAUUAAAGGGGGGGCUUCUGUCAUGGCUCUGCUUCAUUUAGUCAUGUUUUUCUUGGUCCUGUAGCAGAGUCAUGACAAAGCCUUUGGUUAUGUGUGGAGAGAAACAUAUUGUUGUCCUUUUGACAAUAAUAUACGUUCUCUCCAGUGUCUCGUCUCUGUUCCCGCCAUCUCGUUUCCUCGUUAUCUUUCCCUGAGUGUUUAAUUACCCACACUGCCCCGUGUCGUUAUCCUUUGUCUGUCUUCCCUAUAUAAUACCCUCAUGUUUCAUUGUCCUGUGUCAGUCAUUACGUAUGUUAUGUGCUGCUUCGUGUCAUCGUCUUGCCUUGUCCUGUCAUCUGUUCCUCAAGAGUGAGUUUGUUUGUUCUACCCUGUAUUGUUUGUAUUAGAUGUUUGGUGGUGUCGUUUAAGUUUAGUUUUGCUUUUCUUGUUUUCAUUUUGCCACCUCGUGGGAAGUCUUUGUUUUCUGUUUGUUUCUUAGUUUAGUUCCUGAUUUAUACCCCCUCGUGGGUUUUUGUUUUGUGUUUUUUGUAAAAUAAAGUCAUUUGUUAACCCCUUCAUCCCCGCUGCCUGCAAUUGGGUUCUUUCCUGCGUUUUCGUGACGUGACAGUACAGUACAGUUAAAUGUGCUUAUAACAUUACUUCCAAUUUUGUGUGGACUUUACUCACUUUUGGUGCUCG
Triplophysa rosa is the source of this 2209-nucleotide messenger RNA. Its product is annotated as proline-rich protein 36-like. The transcript has 2 exons. The coding region runs from base 246 to 1400 and encodes 384 amino acids. Lineage: Eukaryota; Metazoa; Chordata; Actinopteri; Cypriniformes; Nemacheilidae. The record is from RefSeq and is a predicted model, not a curated record.